This is a messenger RNA of Lytechinus variegatus (green sea urchin), 1110 nucleotides long. Its product is annotated as peptidoglycan-recognition protein SC2-like. The coding region runs from base 127 to 813 and encodes 228 amino acids. Gene Ontology annotation, molecular function: peptidoglycan binding; zinc ion binding; peptidoglycan immune receptor activity. Lineage: Eukaryota; Metazoa; Echinodermata; Echinoidea; Temnopleuroida; Toxopneustidae. The record is from RefSeq and is a predicted model, not a curated record. The transcript has 7 exons. Gene Ontology annotation, biological process: detection of bacterium; peptidoglycan catabolic process; defense response to Gram-positive bacterium.
AGAAGAAUGGGAGACAUAAAUGCAGCUUUUGCGUUUAACCUCUUGUGUAUUUCUGUUAGCGAGCUCGUAUUAGUUGAAUGAAUGAUACACGGCAUUUUGUGACUUGUUGAAACUGACAUUGGCGAAAUGUGGAAGAAUAAUUUGAUAGUAGUUCUUAUUCUCGUCGUCUGCAAGGCAAUCUGUGAUGGGGUUUCAUACACGAGGAAGGAUAGUCAGAAUGAUCACAAACACGUGCACUGGAAGGCAGAUAUUGACGGUGGGAGAUUGAUGGAUUCGACUGUCAAGGCGUGUCCAAGGGUUGUUACCCGCGAAGAGUGGGGUGCUCGACCUGCCAAGAAUAGGACAGACAUGGCAACUCCGGUCCCAUUCGUGAUAUUACAUCACACCGAUAUGCCAGAAUGCUUUACCUUUGACGACUGCUGUAAGAUGAUGCGAUCCAUACAGGAUUUCCACAUGGACGUCAGGGGAUGGAACGACAUCGCAUAUUCUUUCCUGGUCGGUGAAGACGGUUUGGUAUACAGAGGUCGAGGAUGGGACACCGUUGGUAGUCAUGCACCCUGGUAUAACUUCAGAUCAUUAGGCAUAUCUAUCAUGGGAAAUUUUACAACGAAGCUUCCUAACAAGAAGGCAAUAGAAGCUGUUGAUGAAAUCAUUAACUGUGCGAUUAUAAACCAUAAACUCAAGUCUGACUACAUCCUCUAUGGUCAUCGUCAAGCUACCCCAAACAGGACCUGCCCAGGCCAGGCUCUUUUUGACAUGAUCCAAACUUGGCCUCACUGGAAACCAGGAGACCAUUUCCCACCAAAGCAGUGACAGACAAAAUGCAACUUCUUACUAGGCUUAAUAGGUAAUCGUGUUCACUUCCGUAACAAGGAACAGACUAUUCAAUCAUCAAAUAAAAUUAUUUUUUUUUUAUAUUUAUUUUUUUCAAGAAACUCAAUGCUUCUCUUCUCUAGCAAGUUAUUACUAAUAUCAAUGGGGAAAUUAUAUUUUGCAAACUGUAAUAUGCCUGAAUAUUUUUUCAACUGAUAUUCAUUUGAUUUUCAAUAAUAGAAUUAUGAUUAAAACCAUCCUACGCAGACAUCGGAAAUCAUUUGAAAUAUUUAGUUA